AUGUCGUCUUCGCUAACGACUACACGACGCCGUUCUACAUCAUCAAUCAUUAUAGUUGAUUCUGGUGAAGAAGAUUUAACAAAAUCUCUUUUAGCUCCUAAAACUCCUAAUAUCAUUUCAAAACGCCGUGGAUCGGUCGUUUCUAUUAAUUCGCCAACUUCUACAACAUUUUCAAUUAAAACGAAAACUGCCACCACUAAAAUUGCCGCCAAACCAACGGAAAUCACAAUAAUCGAUGGUAACAAUAGUGAUAAAGAUGAUCCUGCUGAAGAUGUCUUUCAUGAUGAUUUAAUUUUCAACAAUCAAUUUCAUGCUUCUAAAUCAAGAAAUUUAAAUCACUCACGUUCAUUAUCUCAACCAAUCAGAGCUUUAUCUACUUUAAAGUCUUCAAAAUCUAUGAAGAUUAAUAACAAUGAUAAUUAUUUAAUAUCACCCACCACCAUUAAUUAUGAUACUCAUUCAACAUAUAAAAUGCGUACAAAAUUAACAUCUCAAAAACUAUCAAAUUUCUUUGGUACAAAACCUCCAAUUGAUAUUUGCGUAAAAGAAAUAGAAAAAGAAGGACUAAAAGCUAUCCUGAAUUCUAAAAUACCUCUGUGUUACUUCUUAUAUUCGCUAUUAGAGGAAUAUUCUUCUGAAAAUCUAUUUUUUUUCCUAGAGGUUGAACAUUACGAGUCAAGAGUAUUUGAUAAUUCUACUCAACAAUUAGUCAUUGCUCAACAGAUUUUUGAUACUUAUCUAACUAGAAAGUCUCAAUUUGAAGUUAAUGUGGAUGAUAAAGUACGCAAAUCAAUAAUCGCAACCAUUAAAUCAGAACGUGACUUGCAUUAUUGUUUUCGUGAUGCUAAACAUGCUGUAUUUGCAUUAUUGGAGUGUAGCUUCUCCAGAUUUAUCAGAAGCUGUUUGACUGAUGUCAUGAAAAAGGAAAUUGGUCAACAUACCGCACAUUAUUCUCGUGAAGCUUAUGAAACUGCUGUCAGUUGGUUAUUUAAGUAUCUAGAAAAACUUGGUCCCAUCAAAGUCACUGAUUAUAUUAAUCACCAUCAAAAUAAUUUUAUUAAUAAUAAUCAUCAUCAUCAUAAUGUUUCAUCUGCAAAUCAUCUUUUACAAAAAUUUUUAAAAUCCAUCAAUAAUAACAUUAAUAAUAAUGAUAGUGAUCCUAAUAAUAGUGGUGAUAUUGGUAAUACCGAUUUUAAUCAUUUGACAAAUCUCUCAAAAUUUCAACCUUUGCCAUCCCCCAACUCUUCAGUAUCAAAAAAGAGAAAUGAAAUGAUAAAAAAUAUGACAUUGGAGUUUAUCACAAAUUUAUUGGAAAUAGAUAUUAAAGACUUAGAUAUGAUAGACAGUAGUAUAAGUAGUGAUAGUACUGUCAGCAGUACAAACAGUAAUGAGGAAUUUAAAAGUUUAAAUCAAAUGAGUAAUUAUGAAGGUUGGGAUAUAGACAAUAAUGAUGGUAAUAACUCUGGUGGUGAUUCAAGUAAUCCAAGUGGAAAAAAACGCGAAUUAAAAUAUAGAAAAAGUGCAUCAAGCUCUCGUUCAUCUGGAUUAUUCAAUUGA
Molecule: messenger RNA, 1557 nt
Organism: Entrophospora candida
Lineage: Eukaryota; Fungi; Glomeromycota; Glomeromycetes; Entrophosporales; Entrophosporaceae
Source: the annotation of a GenBank genome assembly